This is a messenger RNA of Chilo suppressalis (striped riceborer), 727 nucleotides long. The record is from the annotation of a GenBank genome assembly. Lineage: Eukaryota; Metazoa; Arthropoda; Insecta; Lepidoptera; Crambidae.
CUUUACCAAAGCUUUGAUGCAGAAUUAUAUAAAUUCAAUAAGAGAACACUCUUUAAUACAGUUCUGGACUAUCUCUCGAGGAGCACUCAAGGAAAACCAGGCCAAUAUGCAGUUCAAAGUGGUCAUCGCUUUUGCAGUGUUCGCUUGUGCGUACGCGCAAGUUUCCAUGCCUCCUGAUUAUGCCGAAAGGUACCCUGAGUACUACAAGAUUGCGAGGCAGGCAAGCCGUCACCAGAGGGACAUUACUUGGGACAAGCAAGUGGGAAAUGGCAAAGUUUUUGGAACAUUGGGAAAUGACGACUCUGGAGUUUUCGGUAAAGGCGGUUACAAGCAGGAAAUCUUCAACGACGACCGUGGCAAGCUGCAAGGACAGGCUUACGGAUCCAGGGUUAUAGGGCCAAAUGGAGAUACGAGCAGCUUCGGUGGCCGCCUGGACUUUAGCGACAAGAACUCGCAAGCUGCCCUGGAUGUGAACAAGCCGAUCGGCGGUAGAACUAGCGUGACUGCUACUGGCUCGGGUGUAUGGAAUUUUGACAAGAACACGAAACUAUCAGCAGGCGGCAUGGUGUCCCAGGAGUUGGGUCGUGGGAAGCCAGACAUCGGGGUUCUACUUACCCUUUACUUCAAAGUGGUAAAUGUGCCGAGGGUCGCUUUUACCCUGGGAGUGGACGAUCCCCUUCACGGGGAUGAAAAAUAUUUUAUUAAAAAUGAGAAUGGGAAUGGAUAG